Molecule: messenger RNA, 1926 nt
Organism: Clonostachys solani
Lineage: Eukaryota; Fungi; Ascomycota; Sordariomycetes; Hypocreales; Bionectriaceae
Source: the annotation of a GenBank genome assembly
AUGGCUCCAAACCUCGACACUCUCCCGAUGGAGAUUCUCCUCCGCAUCGCCGAGAUGAGCACCUGGGGCGUCUCUCCCUCAUCCGAAAAAGCCCACCCCGCGACCUACGCAAGAAACCACGCUUCGCUCGCCCGUACAUGCCGCUGGCUGUACGAAACGCUAAACGGUAAACUCUACAAGCGCAAUCUCAAGAAUGAUCAAGUCACAGAGUCAUGCCUCCUAUGGGCGGUAGAUGUUGGCAACCUCGACACGGUCAAGCGCGCCGUGGCCCAUGGAGCAAACCUAGAUAUGCAAGUUGAAGUACACAAAGAGACGGCCUACUGUCCACCGUGGGGGACAUUGCCCCUUGAUCCAGAAUCGCCAUGGCGUCCGCCUACUUAUCCCUGGUCCUUCUCCUUGCUGCACCUAGCCGUCGGGCGCCAGCAUGUGAAGAUUGUGCAAUACCUUCUAGAAAAAAACGUCGACGUCCACGCGCCUGCCCUGAAUUUCUACCGCAACAGCAGGCCGUUUGGCGUCGCACCUCUCUAUCCACUUCAUCUUUGCCUCUUUGGAAUCGAAACCCCAUGGCAUCCCCUCGAAGGAGCUAAUCAGCCCUUCAACAACAAAUCGGCGUUCGAGCUGGUUGAACUUCUCGUAACCAACGGCGCCUUCCUGGUGGCCGAAGGCGUUUCUGCGAUCUAUGCCCUUUCCUCUCAAGGGCGCAAGAAUCUCGUAAACCGACUUCUUUCCUAUCCCGAUUCGGUGUCGCUUUGGAAUAAUUUGCAUUUUGCGGUUUCAGAAAACGACGUUUCGCUGGCGACUGACCUCAUACAUCGUGGCGCCGAUGUUGCAGCGGCUGACUGGAAGGGUGAUACUGCUUUACAUCUCGCGGCGGAGUCAUGGGAGCGUAAUAUUUCGAUCAUCAAGCUUCUCCUUCGUCAACCUCGGGUCAACCCCGCAGUCGAGAACAAGAAAAGGCAAACGGCGCUUCACCUCGCAUGCGCCAACGGCCAUCCCGAAGUCGUUCGCAUGAUGUUACAACAACCGGGCGUGUCAGCGACGCACACUGAUCGCAUUGGCCAGACAUCCCUUCACUAUGCAUGCAGUAGUCAUCGCUCUGGCAGAUUACACAUUGUCAAGCUGUUGAUUGAUAUGAAAGUCCCUCUUGAUCAAACAUGCAGCGGUGGUCGUACACCAUUAAACCUCGCCCUCAAACGCAAGAAGUUCGACAUUGUUUCGAUGCUUGUAGCUGAAGGAUGCGAUCCGGCGGGUUGGGUGGCCUCGUCAGAUUUUCAUGAUAUGCAUCAUGUCUUUGCGACGCUACCAAAAAUGAGACCGAGUUCACAAACUGAACUUGUCCAGAGAGUCGUAGAUGCGGGCGUUGACGUUGACACCCCAUGUUGUUUUUCAUCCUUGCGUUUAGAGACAACACCGGUGUUUGUCGCUGCAUCUACACUGAACGCCGCUUGUAUGAAGGUAUUCCUUCAGGGAGGCGCCAAGUUAAACUCGACCGUGAUCGAUUGGUGGCAAAGGGAUCAUUACAGAACCCGAACUACGUUCUUGGUAGGACUCUUUUGCCUUCUGUUUGGUAAGCCCCGUCAUCGACCUCUAGUGACGAAGAAUCUCGAUAAGGCGGAGGAAGUCAUCGUGUCUGCACUCGAAUUCGGAGCCACCCUCGAGCGUUUACCCUCGCCCCAUUCUGAUUUUAUAUCGGCACUAGAAUACGGGGUUUUGGUAGCUGAGGACGGGGACACAGCACUCUUGGAAUUACUUCUGAAGCAUUCAACGGCCAGAAACGCAAGACGCAGUUUUCUUGUUCGGCUGAUUGGAAGUUCCGGCAAUGACAGCAUACGGGAGAUGCUGGUCGACUUCAAAGCUCGCCAAUUAUCUUACUUAACAUUCUCAUCGGUUGAGGAACAACAACACUACCAACGAUGGUUCACAUGA